AUGGAGUCAUCGACAAACUACCCAAUAGUGUCUAUGAAUACACCGAUAAAAAAGAUCCGAGAUCUAACCUUAAAUUCACCUUCAUCAAGACAUCAGCUUGAUCUUCAUCUGCAUGGCACCUCCGCAUUUAACAACAACAACAGCAACAGCAACAGCAUUUACCCAAGUCUUGAUGAUAUACAGACGUCUCCAACAGCAGCAGCAAUGUUACAGAAAGGCUAUUCACAAAAAAUCACCAACAAUGUUUUAUCGGAAUUAAAUUCACGAGCCCAACAGUUGUUAGGGUCACCACCACAAAUAUCUCAACUGAAUGAUUAUAGCAGUAACGAUUCCAGCUCAAAUAAUGUCUUAAACAGAAGAAACAAAAGGUAUAGUACUAUACAUAUGAACAAAUUCACACAGAUGGAUUCUAUAAAUCAGCAUUAUUCGGUUCAUAUGAAAACCCCGUCACCACAAAAAUCUGAAUCACCUUCAUCAGGUGAGGUGGAGGAAUCAGCAACCAAGAGAAGAAGAACAUUGAAUGGGUCUGAUCAAAUAGUUGCUGUUCCAGUAAUGCAAAAGGAACCCACUGUUGAAAAUAACAGUAGUCCCAAUAGAAAAAUCUCACCUUCAAAAGGUUCAAGGGAUUUGAAUUCAAUAUUACGACGGAAAACAACAGAGACUGGUUCUCCAAAUAAAGAAGCUUUUGCUAGACCAUAUCCUCCAAGUAACAAAUUAAGACAAAGCUCUUUGGAAAUGGCUGGUGUCAUACAUGCUUCAUCGCCUUCACAACAUCAACAGAAACUUGGUGACCCACCUUGUUUAUACAAGAAACGAUCUAUUCCUCAAUUGCAAAAAAAGUCUUCCCAUCCCACAUUAAAUAGAAAAUCCUCGAUACCCACUUUAAACAAAAAGUCAUCAAUCCCUUCAUUACAAAAGAAGUCGUCUAUACCAAAUUUUAGUGGAUCUCCGUCGCCGAAUAUGUCAUCUAUGUAUUUUGCACAUCUGCCUGUUAAUGACAUGCCACCACCUCCACCUCCACAUGGAUCGCAUUUACCUGCACUCAAUAAGAAACCAUCAUUCACACAAACCAACAAAAAUACCCCUCGGUUGACUAGAAUCAGUCCAUCUAAAUCAAUACCUUCUAGUGUAUCCUCCAAAAGUGUUGAUUCUCGCGCUUUACAAAAUUCAACUAAUCUCCCGACAAUGAUAAAAUCAAAGUCUGUAACGAUACCCCAACCAUUUUCAUUAUAUGAUAAGCCGACAGUUUCGUCGUCUCUAAAAUCGCUUAAUAAAUUCCAAAGGUUCAAGGACAAGCUUUCAUAA
Molecule: messenger RNA, 1305 nt
Organism: Candida dubliniensis CD36
Lineage: Eukaryota; Fungi; Ascomycota; Pichiomycetes; Serinales; Debaryomycetaceae
Exons: 1
Coding region: 1-1305 (434 amino acids)
Source: RefSeq, a predicted model, not a curated record